AUGGCAAUGGCAACGUACUGUUGUUUAUGCCAAUUGUCUAAUGUCUUUACCCCUGUCCUUGUCAAUAUGAGGAAAAAGUUCCUGACCAAUCCGAACCCCAAUUUCGGGUCAGGCUUUUGGACAGUUGUGUUGCCUGAUUUUCUUGUUUUUGAAUUUGUGAUCAGGUUGGGAGUGUUAGUUGUAGUGCUUAUGUGUGUGAGGGUUCUUUACGAUCUGAAGGCCGAUAGGCUCUCGUUUGUGCCCGACGACUGUUUGAAAGACACGGGAAAAAUUUCUUUUGGAAGAGGUAAUUACGUGCUGCACCUGGCAAAAUUUAUCAUCCUGAUUGAUGCAGCAUUGUCAGUUCAAUCUGAUGCACCAAAGGCCUCCGAAUUACGGGCCAAAGCUGAAGCUCAAUUGCACGCCCUUCGACGGCUGCGCAUGUGCUUUCGAGAUAUUUGUAAUCGGGUUCUGUAUGAUAAGCGUUUUAGUGCCUUCAAGAUGGAUGAUGAUGCACCAAAAUGCAAUUAUCCAAAAUCCUAUGGACAUGUGCACGGGAUGCUAUCCCAGAUGGACCUGUCCUUGGUUGCAUUUUGUGACAGUAUUGCGGAUGAAGGCGGGCCAGUGUCCUUAACUCAUGGUUGCCUUUGUUGUAUCGGUUGUUUCUCAGAAAUGAUAUGCUUUGAGGAGCUUGUUAGCAGCAAGAGAUCCGACGACGCCGAGGAGUUCGGGUUCUUCUCAGACUCGGUGGGAUUAUCAAGGAUUAUGGUUGGAUUGGAUAGUUCGAGUUCGUCUCCUUCCCUGUCUCAUCCUCUGGUGGAGGAAAAACAGCCGCCCAAGCAGUGGUGCGUCUCAAGUUUUUUGAUGGAGGGACUUCAUAAGAGCACGGAACAAGCUUCCAAGAGGGAGGAGGUUUUGGAAAGACAAAGAAAAAUUUUGGAAUAG
Molecule: messenger RNA, 924 nt
Organism: Striga asiatica
Lineage: Eukaryota; Viridiplantae; Streptophyta; Magnoliopsida; Lamiales; Orobanchaceae
Source: the annotation of a GenBank genome assembly